AAUAGAGAACAAAUCAUACAAAUAGAUAUACUCUUUUGAUAUUUUAUUGCAUGAUGCUACCUCAGAAUUUGCCUAAAAUUUCGAAUCACGAUAUAAGAUUUGGAGAUCCUGUUUCCUUGCAUCGCCUCCCCUUUCAGCUUAUGUAUAAUGGACCGGCCCAGGUCUCGUCUUUUUACGAACCUAAGCCCAUUCCCUUCUCGAAAUUGCGAGAGCUCAAUUCAUGUUCGAACACGUAUAAUCAAUAACGCCGGGGGCUUGUGUGUUGGCACGCUCCCAGUGGUAACCAAUUUGUUCUCUACCUUGAUUUGCUACCCAUCUUUUUUUAACUUUCAACACGCUCUACUGCCCACCUGUUAAUUCGUAUCUCUCUGAAGCCUAUCCUAUGGACCAGCUAGCCUCUUUUCGAGGUAAAUACAUGCAUGGAAUGAAUGUGUGUGUUCCGGAUGGACACAUGGGUGUAGUGUUUCGAGAACAAGGUAGACCUCUUUGCGACGUUGAUCACCACAGGGCCACUUUUCGGACAUCAAGUUUUCAGGGCCCCACACCUCAAUGUCCGCACAAUUGCAAGAGCAACUCUAGCGGCGUACAGCAGACUGAACGUGUAUGGAACGUGCACAGAUCAUUCUCUUCUUUUAAGUCUUGGAAUCGAAGUCCUUUUCAACUGGGUUUCCCUAAAGAGUCUAACUGGCUCAACUGGAUGCAAUCUAUCGGGCCCUCUAUUCACGCGCCUGUCUGCAUGAGCAACGCGUUGCUGCCCUUUGAAUCGACGAUUGGCAGCAUGAUGAGAGCUUUCGACAACCAAGCUUCUCAACUUCUCGAUGCCUUUAUCUGUCCUAUGGGUUUGACCGAUGGUGCCGGGACUGCCUCCAGCCAGUUCAGUCACCCAGCGGGAGAUGACUUGGCAGUCUUUACGAUCAUAUCAUCCUCAGAUGCACCGAAUCUGAAUAGGAGCGCCGACUACAAGAUUAAAGAUCGUAAUGUUGAAGUCUCCAAUGUAACGGAGGAAAAUGCCCAGCUGCCGUCCGAAUCGAGCAGGAGAAAAAGGGCGAAGCGAGAGUCCACUCCGUCUUUGGAUGAUGAGAAUUUAGAGUCGGGCGAUUGCAAAAAGCGGCACUGUAAACAAUCGUUUUUUGAUAGAAGCCGACGAUAAAAAAAAAAGAGAUCAUUUUUUAUGGUACAAAA
Messenger RNA from Schistocerca gregaria, 1182 nucleotides. RefSeq lists its product as uncharacterized. The record is from RefSeq and is a predicted model, not a curated record. NCBI's taxonomy places the organism in Eukaryota, Metazoa, Arthropoda, Insecta, Orthoptera, Acrididae. The transcript is spliced from 2 exons. Bases 383 to 1150 code for a protein of 255 amino acids. Gene Ontology annotation, biological process: RNA catabolic process. Gene Ontology annotation, cellular component: ribonuclease H2 complex.